UGUAUUUUUAGAGCUGGCAACGUUGUGUUGCAGUCUUAUGUAGUUCACUGACUGACUGUUGCAUUUUAGUAGAGGGUGCGAGAACACCUACGAAUUUUGGCAAUGUCGGUAUUUAAGAUUGUGUGACACGAAAGCCCCUAUGGCGAUAGAUCUACAUGUCUCGUCAGGGGUUGUAUGGAAAAUUCUUUAUUGAUCCUCUUUGGUUAAAACGUCAUCGACGAAUUUCACAACUAGAGGUGAACGUGAAAGCAUCUCUACGCAUUGUUUAUAGUAUACAGGAAGAACAGUUAACGAAAUGGAAGUGACUAAAUGGAAUGAAUUUACAAUAGAAGCAUCGAUCACACGCGAUAGGAAACGUGUUUAUUAUCAUGCUAAGGAUGGUAUGGCUAUUGCAGUUUAUCUUCUAUGCAGUAAAGCAUCACCCGAACUAGUUGAUCAGCUGAUUAACCAGAGGGUAGUGGAACGCGACGGACAUGAAUGUACACCUUUAAUGAUAGCUGCCCGAUAUGGUCAUGAUAAAGUAGUGAAAAUAUUACUCGAUAAAUUCAAGCCUGAUCUGGAGCAAGAGGGCACAGUGAAGUUUGAUGGACAGGUUAUUGAAAAAGUCACCGCACUAUGGUGUGCUGCUGCUGCGGGAUACUUAACAGUCGUGAAAUCUUUAGUAGAAGCAGGUGCGAAUGUCAAUCAUCCAACUGCCACUCAUUGUACACCUCUAAGAGCGGCUUGUUUCAAUGGACGGUUGGACAUAAUCAAGUAUUUGGUAGACCAUCAUGCAGAUAUGAACAUUGCGAAUCAUUUUAAUAAUACAUGUCUGAUGAUUGCAACAUGCAACGGCCAUUUAGAUGUUGUGACAUUUCUUUUAGAAAUAGGUGCAAAUCCAAAUGAAAAACAAAAUUGUGGUGCCACAGCUUUGCACUUAGCUGCAGACUGUGGACAUGUGGCCAUAGUAUGCGAGUUAUUGAAAUUUAAGGCUGAAAUGACUAAGAAUAAUAAUGGAAUGACACCACUGAUGAUAGCAGCAGAGCGUACCAGAUCAAAAGUUGUGAAGUACUUAAUAAAAUGGACACCUGUCAGUACAGAAGAGAUGAUUGAUGCGUUUGAACUUCUAGGUGCAUCUUAUGCAAAUAGUGCAGCACACAAAGACAGUUAUCCUUUAUUAAAAGCAUACAAAUAUUUGAGAAAAGCAAUGGAACUUAGGUUUAACGAUCCUGAAAAUAUAAUCUACAAAACUUUAGGUGAACCAGUGAAGGCGUACAAUAAUUGGAAGGAAAGUGAAUCAUUAGAAGAACUGGAUUCCAUUCAGUUUGAUACAAAUGCUAUUCAUAUGGAGUCCUUAGCUAUUCGAGAGAGAAUUCUAGGGCAGCAUAAUCCGGAAGUAACGUAUCACAUACUCAUUAGGGGUGCAAUAUUUGCUGACAAUGCUAAAUUUGAUAGAUGUAUGGAACUGUGGCUUCAUGCUCUAUAUUUAAAACAGUUAAAUAACGUUUCCAUCGUAAAAGAUCUUCCUAUGUUUACAAAGAUAUUCUCACAAAUGAUACUCGCAGGAGCCGAGAUCGACUUCUCUCAAGUUUUAAGUGUUUUGCUGGCUAUUGUAACAGUAUUUAUCCGCAAUAAAUUGAGAAUGAAGAGUUUGCACUCUAAAGAAGAUAUUGAACAGUAUGUUGAGGAAACGGAAUUGUGCAUCACGAGCGCACUGUAUAUAUUAUCGAUAGUAGCAAAACUUUUAGCAGUGAACGAAAACAAAAUACUGGAUCAGGAUAUAGCGAAUGCAUACUGUCUAGUCCACAAACUGUGCGCUCUAGAAUUGCGCUUAAAGGAUGGACAAACGUUGUUGCAUCUUGCUGUGAAUGCCAAUACAGUUGUCGAUGACGUCGACACUUAUAAAUUCCCAUGUGCAGCAACAGCAAAGUUGCUUAUACGUUGCGGAGCUGAUGUAGAUGCAAUGGACAAUAAAAGGAAUACUCCCUUACACGUGAUUGCUAGUUGCAAAGUGCCAAAUAGCGCACUUUUAAAAACCCUUUACUCUAUUAUUAAGGAUCUCAGAGAAGCUGGAGCUCACAUGGAUAUUGUAAACAAAAGGGGUAGAACUCCUUUUUAUGCGGUUUAUUCAGUUCAUUUAGAAAAUUUAUUGAGGAGUCGGAGAAAAUUGUCUCUGAAAUGUAUGGCCGCGAAGGUAAUAAAAACUUACAAUUUGCCAUAUUGCGGAAAGGUUCCGCUUUCUUUGGAAAGUUUUAUCGAAUUACACGGCCCAGGAGAUAAUUAAGGAUAUGAACAUUGGAAUCUGGAAACGAUCGUCCAAAUAGCCAAAGAAUAAUAGACAGUUGUCUGAUAGCUAUUUAUGUACUCAUUAAGCGUGGAGUUUGUUUUUUAAACUAAAAACAAAAAGAUAUAUUUAUAUUUAUACAAGUAACCUAUAUUACAUAACAGUGCAAUUGUGAUUUUUCUAAGUCAAGAGUAUAAUUAAUGUUUUAAUCGUGCAUAAUCGAUGUUACGUAUGAAAUGUAUCUGUUUGUUAACGUAAAACAAUAAAAUAUGAAAGUCUAUA
Megalopta genalis is the source of this 2545-nucleotide messenger RNA. Its product is annotated as protein fem-1 homolog B. The record is from RefSeq and is a predicted model, not a curated record. Gene Ontology annotation, molecular function: protein binding. Lineage: Eukaryota; Metazoa; Arthropoda; Insecta; Hymenoptera; Halictidae.